AUGUCAUGGCUCUCGACAUCCGGCUUCGAGCCAGCUUUACCGGCUCAUUGCGCACCGCAAAAUGACUUCCUAUUACGCUUUAGCAGUACUUUCCAUACCUGUGUGCCGACGCCGCUGGCAUUUUUGUCAAAUUCUCUGGGUACGCUGAGCAUAAUAUCCUGGCUGUUCGCACAAAUACCGCAAAUCUACAAGAACUAUGCGAUACAGUCGACCUCGGGACUCUCAAUCGGCUUCCUGGUGGUAUGGUGCCUCGGCGAUAUUAGCAAUCUGCUCGGAGCGCUGUUCACCCACCAAGCUUCAUGGCAGGUCACUAUUGGGGCCUACUAUGUGUUCGUUGAUCUCUGCUUGGUCGGGCAAUGGGUGUGGUAUGAAAGACUUCGACAUGGACGACCUGUGUUCAGAGUAUGGAACAGAACAAAUGCAGGACGAGACGAUGAUUUUGAGGGAGCAAAAGGCGCAAUGGAGCAAGUCGUGAUCGAAGGUGCAGACGCUUCGACCAGGCAACAAGCCCAUACGAGACCGCGAAUCAUCUUUCGAACACCGACCUUUCAACGCGAGCCCGAGAAGUCAAGCUAUUCCAACACACCCAACGGCAAUACCAUCUAUCGCGUCGGAGCUUCCUCCUCUCCAAUGCCCUCGCCCUCUCCGCGGACGAUGCUCUUCCUCGCCUGCCUCGUAGCGAUAGCCCAAGCCUCACCCAUCAAGACAGACUCUCCCCCUUCAACCCUUGGCACGACUCCCACACCCCUCGAGACGGCCGGCACGAUCCUCUCCUGGUGCUCGACCCUCCUCUACCUUGGCUCUCGUCUCCCACAGCUCUUCAAGAACUACCGACUCAAAUCCACCGCCGGUCUCUCACCCCAUCUCUUCAUCGCAGCGUUCAUGGGGAAUCUUUUCUACUCUUCCGCACUCGCCACCAAUCCCAACGCCUGGAGCGAUUUUAGUUCCUACGGUGGAGGAGGUUGGGCAGGACCAGAGGGCAAUGAUCGGGCCAAAUGGGUCUUGGCAGCGGCGCCAUUCUUUCUGGGAGCAUUUGGAGUGCUGGGACUUGAUGGGAGCGUAGGUGUGCAAUUCUUGAUGUAUGGAGAGGAGAAGGAGGCGUUUGUAGUUGAGGAGGAGGGUGGGGCGAGUAGAUGGAGGAGAGUCAGUGGAUGGAUGAGAGGAUGGGUACCGGGGAGUUUUGGGGUUGUUAAGACGGUGGAGGGGCAGGCGUUGUUGGACGAUGGGGAGAGGAAUAGAGGGUAUGGUGCGGCAUGA
Fulvia fulva is the source of this 1257-nucleotide messenger RNA. Its product is annotated as putative vacuolar amino acid transporter. The record is from RefSeq and is a predicted model, not a curated record. NCBI's taxonomy places the organism in Eukaryota, Fungi, Ascomycota, Dothideomycetes, Mycosphaerellales, Mycosphaerellaceae. The coding region runs from base 1 to 1257 and encodes 418 amino acids. The transcript has 2 exons.